This is a messenger RNA of Linum trigynum, 2382 nucleotides long. Lineage: Eukaryota; Viridiplantae; Streptophyta; Magnoliopsida; Malpighiales; Linaceae. The record is from the annotation of a GenBank genome assembly.
UUCUCUAAAAAGUAAAGAAAAGAAAAAAGGAGAGGAUCCUCGCCAAAUCUCCGUCGCCUCGUUCUCUUCCAUAUAUAAACCCCACCGCCACCACAAUCGCCACCAGUAACAGUAGCUUCCGAUUCUCCCGCCGGCGGUUCGCUGCAAGCGGUAACGUUUCGGGAGACUCGGAUUCUGUUUUUCUAAAUUUUUUAUAUCUCGCUGAAAUCCACCUCCGUCGCCGGCUGCUGCGCGCUUUUUUUCUAUUAAUGGUGGAGAUGACGACGGCGGCGGCGACGACGACGGAGGAGAAAAGCGAAAGCUGCGGGAGCCGAGCAGUGGAGGGAGGGAGGUCACCGUCGCCGCCGCCGCAGGGGAGGCAGCAGAGGCAGAAGCUGGAGGUGUACAAUGAGGUUCUCCGUCGGCUGAAGGAAUCGGACAAUGAAGAGGCCGAUCGUGCCGGUUUUGACGACGAGCUCUGGUCUCACUUCAGCCGCCUUCCCGUUCGAUAUGCAUUGGAUGUAAAUGUGGAGAGAGCUGAGGAUGUUCUAAUGCACAAGAGACUACUGCAUUUGGCUCACGAUCCGGCUAAUCGGCCGGUGAUCGAAGUCCGGCUAGUACAGGUUCCUCCUAGUCCUGAUGGGAACUGGGCUGAGGAUUCUAACUAUCCAGGAUCUAAUAGGGAGCAAUCUGCCCAAAGCAGUCGACAGAGCAUACAUCCACCUCCUGCAUUUGGUUCAUCUCAUAAUCUUGAAGCACUUGCACUUGAAGGAAAUGAUUCUGAGGAUCAGGAUGAUGAUCAUUCUGUACAUGCCAAUUCACAGUUCUCUCGGCCCAUGCACGAAAUAACGUUUUCAGCGGAGGACAAGCCAAAACUUUUGAGUCAGUUGACUUCCUUGCUCUCUGAUGUUGGAUUGAACAUUCAAGAAGCUCAUGCGUUUUCAACAGUUGAUGGUUACUCAUUGGACGUCUUUGUUGUUGAUGGUUGGCCUUAUGAGGAAACGGAGCAGCUUAGAACCGCUUUGUUAAAGGAAGCUUACGACAUUGAGAAUCGGCCUUGGUCGAACAAUCACUCACUACAUUCUGCAAAGAAACUUGAGCAGAUUAAUGUCAAAUACGGUCCAGCUGAUUGCGUGACCAUACCCAACGAUGGGACUGAUGUCUGGGAAAUUGAUCUUAAACAGCUGAAGUUUGACAACAUGGUGGCAUCUGGAGCAUAUGGAGACCUGUACAAAGGUACUUACUGUAGUCAAGAAGUAGCUAUCAAAGUACUGAAGGCUGAGCGAGUAAAUACGGAUAUGCAGAAAGAGUUUGCCCAGGAAGUCUACAUAAUGAGGAAAGUUCGGCAUAAGAAUGUUGUACAAUUCAUAGGUGCAUGCACCAAACCACCAAGUUUGUGUAUAGUAACAGAAUUCAUGUCUGGCGGCAGCGUGUACGAUUACCUACAUAAACACAAGGGAGUUUUCAAGCUUCCCUCCUUACUUAAAGUAGCAAUAGAUAUUUCCAAAGGAAUGAACUACUUGCACCAAAACAACAUAAUUCACCGAGAUUUGAAGGCUGCAAAUCUUCUCAUGGAUGAAAAUGAGGUGGUAAAGGUUGCAGAUUUCGGAGUCGCCAGAGUGAAAACUCAAUCUGGUGUCAUGACAGCUGAAACCGGGACCUACAGAUGGAUGGCUCCUGAGGUCAUUGAGCACAAGCCGUAUGACCACAAGGCCGACGUCUUCAGUUUCGCCAUCGUACUGUGGGAGCUUCUAACCGGAAAGCUUCCGUACGAGUACUUGACACCCCUUCAGGCAGCAGUUGGCGUGGUCCAGAAGGGCUUACGGCCUACAAUCCCCAAGCACAGUAACCCGAAGCUCGCGGAGCUCCUGGAGAGAUGCUGGCAGCAGGAUCCAGCGCGAAGACCCGACUUCUCCGAAAUCAUAGAGAACCUGCAACAGAUAGCCAAGGAGGUUGGAGAUGACUUGGGCGACGGGCGGAAGGAGAAGUCUCACGGAGGGUUCCUCUCCGUCCUCAGAAGAAGCCACCAUUGAUGGAACGGAAGAGAUAAAAAAAAGGCCCAGGAGAGGAAUUAAGCGUGGGAUUUUCCAUGUAGCCAAAAUGUUGUGUAGGUUAACUUAUUUAACCGUUCAUCUUCUCGGGGUUGUCAAAUUACUGUACAGUAAUAUAUUCAUUUUCUUUUUUGGCUUCCAUCAUUUAGUUGGCGUCGUUCGUUGAUUCUCCUAUUUAUUUGCAUUUUCCCUUGUCGAAUUGCAUUCGCCAGCACGGCGGUGUCUUUUUCAUUUUUCUUCCCGAAAACGUAGGCCGGAAAAAAGCCUAAUCAAGAGAGUGCACCAUUAACCCGCAUGGGUUUGCUCUUAUUUUGGCCAAAAUAACUCAUGGAAAUAACUUAUCAAAACCAUU